Molecule: messenger RNA, 2891 nt
Organism: Brassica rapa (field mustard)
Lineage: Eukaryota; Viridiplantae; Streptophyta; Magnoliopsida; Brassicales; Brassicaceae
Product: DDT domain-containing protein DDR4
Biological process (GO): regulation of DNA-templated transcription
Cellular component (GO): RSF complex
Source: RefSeq, a predicted model, not a curated record
CCUUGUUUACCCCUAUUUCUCCUCUCUUGUGUGUGUUUUCACUCGCUGAGUCGUUUUCUCUCUGAUCAAUUCAGAGAUAUUUGACAAAUUAUUUACCAUCUUUUUUAUUUUCCGCAGAUUGUCUCCAUCUUCUUCUCUCUCCAUACCCCAAAACGACAACGUUUGCAUCCAACGCCAGUCGAGGCUUUUCUCCGUCGUCCUUCGUCUUUCGUUUAACCGAUUUGGAUUGGGAUUUGGAUUUCGAUUUCCCCCACAAAUCUCAAAAUUAACUUACCGCUCUCUCGAUAAAAUCAAAAACCCUAAUUUCGAUCUCUCUCAAUGGGUUCCUCCUCCGAUCUCGUCGUCCCUGACUCCGGCGACCACCGCUCUCCCGCCGACGAUACCCAAAUUCCCGCGGAGGAGACCGCAUCGCUCAGGAGAACGAGGCCGUCGCGCGCCUGCACUGUGAGGGCGCAGCAGCGGCUUCAAGAGCAGCAGGCGGCGGAGAGAAAGCUCAGGCCGCCUAAGAAGGAGUAUAAACGGGAGCAUCGACAAAAGGAGGAGGUGGAGGAGGAAGACGAUCGAGAGGAGGAGGAGGAGGAUGAGGACGGAGACGAUGAUGUUGAGAGGCAAUGCGGUGGAGGGAGUUCGGGUAAAAUCGUUACUUCUCUUGUCCAGCCACCGGAGCCUUCGCAGAUGCCGCGGUGGAAUCUUAGGUCCAUGUGGGAACUUGCUUCCGUCCUCAACUUCUUGCAUGUUUUUAGGCCGCUUUUGAAGAUCAAUGCGGAGUUUUCAGCUGAGGAGUUUGAAACGGCUUUGCUGAAUCCUAACGAUACUUUGAGUGACAUUCAUAUUCCUCUUCUAAAGGCCAUUCCUCCUGUAACUCGAAUGGCCCUCACUCGUGAUACCUGGGUCACUGUCUUGUGCAGGAAAAUAAGAGAUUGCUGGCACUGGGUCGCAGAAGGGGACCUUCCUAUUGUUGCCUCGCAAGGGCGGGAGAUUGAAGCGUACAAAUAUCUUGAUCCAGCCGUUCGUGUGGUGAUUUUGAAAGCUUUAUGUGAUAUUCGUGUUGAGCAAGAGGACAUCAGGAGCUACAUUGAUAACUCUGUUAAAACUGGUGUUCAUCUGUCAACUUUUCGCAAAGACCGCGUUGGGGGUGAUUCGCAUGGAGUUAAUUUUUGGUAUGAGGAUGAUCCCUUAGUUGGUCACCGUUUAUAUCGGGAAAUAAGGAAGGCAGAGGUGGUUAAGGUCAAAACGAAGGGUUCCAAGAUUCUUCCUAACGUAACUUACCAAUGGGAAACUGUUGCAACAAAUUUCGAUGAAUUCCAAGAUGUUUCGGAAAAACUUAAUUCAAGUAGUAGUAGAACUGAAGUUUCUCUGGGGAAGAAGUUAACGAGAGAUAUGCUUCCUGAGAUAGAAAAAGAACACAAGAGGAAAGAGAAGUUGUUGAAAAAGCAACAUAGACAGGCUCUUCUCCUUGAUAACUAUUUGGUUACUGACGGUGUUGGUGGUGGUCGUUCUCUCCGUGAUAGGAAGCCAGUUAGAUACACUUUUGAUGAUUAUGAUAGGUCGAUAAACGAAGCUAUCAAAAUAACAACGAACCAACAUCCAUCACAAGAACCUUUUCUCCACAGAAGAGAAUCAGCUAGAUUGGACUCUCUUGUGAAUGGCAGAUCAACAACAAGUUCAAGUCAUCCUACUGACCCUGUGAACGGUACAGCAUCUGGUAGCUCUUCUGAUUUUGCUGAUGGUGAUGAGUUCGAUGAGCAGAGAGAUGAAUCCUUGGACAGAAGUAACAGGCGCAGACAACGGCCCCAGCGGUAUUCAGCAACGGACUUUGUUGAAACAGACAAUCAUGUAGAAUCUGGAAGCGAUGACGACAUUGUUGGGGAAGCAGUUUAUGAUGAAGAAUAUCUGAGGAAGCGUAAACAGAAGACGUUUUCUAGUGGUUCUGAGGGAGAGGAAGAGAAAGGAGAUGAAGAGUACAAAUGGGAUGAAGACAAUGCCGAGUACGAGGAAGAAGAAGAAGAGGAGGAAGAUUCUCCAAGUGCUAGCGAAGAAGAUAGUGAUGAACCCCGAAGGGUUAGGAAAAUGCCGCGGAGAGAAACCAAGUUAAGAUCAAAGUCAAAUGGUUUCCGGCCAGGCCUGAGGCGUAGCAAAAGAGCCACAAGAAUCGAUUACCAACAGUAUGAGCUCUCGGAAUCAGACAAUGAAGCAGCAGGAGCGGCAAAACGUAAGCGAUUGGUUGAGCCAGAUCCAGAUGAAGAUUCUGAUGAAUCAGGGAAUGGGGAUUUCACAAUGGGAAGUGAGGACUCUGAAGAAAAUGGAAAUGACCCAGAAACAAAUUCUGCUGAAGAAGAAGUGGAGGAGGAGGAAGAAGAAGAGCCCAGAGAAGUCAAUGAUAAUGCCGGGACAGCAAAUGGUACAGAGAAUAAUCAACUGAACAAGUCAAAUGGCACAGACCAAGAAGAAGUUGAGGGUGUAUUAGGCAAAAGGCAUUUCCUCGACCUAAACGAGCUUGCUCCUGUGUCCGGUUUUGAUGAUGGUCCAAGUACAGUGUUGAAGGAUGAUGAUAAGACCGACAGUUCAUAGACAGACCUCUCUCUGUUUUUUUUUCUGGCAUAAACACCUUCCAGAGAAAAGUUAAAACGGUAAGAGAUACUUCAUUGGCUGUUUCUGCACUCAGUUAUAUCUGCCUUGUUGUUUCAAAGUUAAUUUCGGCUGAGAUAAGUGAAGUGGGGAAUGUUGGAGAGGCCUAAGGAGAGGUAUGUGUACUAGAAUUAGGUUAGUCAUUAUUUUGCUUACCCUGAAAGAGAAACAAUGAAGGUGAACCAGAGAUUCCUAAGAACUGUUUAAUGUUAUGGAACUAUUAUUAAUGUACAAUUAAUUUUGUCUAAGUUUUGUUGAGAACA